UUCUACAUCGAACAGGUCAAGGGCAUGGCCGAGUUCAAGCUCACGACGCUCUACGUCGACUACCAGCACCUCCUCGACUCGCACGACCUGCUCGCUCGCGCCAUCACGCAGCAGUACUACCGGUUCCUGCCCUACCUCCGCCGCGCGCUGCAGAACCUCGUCAAGACCUACGUGCCCGACUACCUGUACACCAACUCGCACGUCGCGUCGACGGCGGCGGCCGGCCUGUCGGUCCGCCAGUUCAGCAUCGCGUUCUACAACCUGCCGCUGGUCGAGGGCAUCCGCGACAUGCGCACCGACAAGAUCGGCAAGCUGUGCGCCCUGAGCGGCACCGUCACGCGCACGAGCGAGGUCCGCCCCGAGCUCACGUACGGCACCUUCACCUGCCUCGUCUGCCACGGCACGGUCCGCGACGUCGAGCAGCAGUUCAAGUACACCGAGGCGCGUCCCCUCUCUCUCUAUCUUGCGCGCACGAGGACCUCGAGACUGACCUUCGCUGCCCCCCCUUCACAGCCGUCGCUCUGCCCCAACAUGACCUGCAACAACCGCACGGCGUGGAAACUCAACAUCGAGCAGUCCAAGUUCUCCGACUGGCAGAAGGUCCGCAUCCAGGAGAACCCGAACGAGAUCCCGACGGGCUCGAUGCCUCGCUCGCUCGACGUCGUCUUGCGGGCCGAGAUCGUCGAGCGCGCCAAGGCCGGCGACAAGUGCAUCUUCACGGGCACCUUUAUCGUCGUCCCGGACGUCGCCGCACUCGGCUUGCCCGGCGUGAACGCCCAGAUGAUGCGCGAGAACCAGGGCGGGCGCGGCAACACGGGCGCCAUGGGCGGCAACAUGGGCGUCAGCGGGCUCAAGAGCCUCGGCGUCAAGGACCUCACGUACAAGACGGCGUUCCUCGCGUGCAUGGCGACGAGCGCAGAAGCGAGGAGCUCGGCGACCAACAUCCGCUCGGACGACCAGGGCGUCGAGGAGAACCGCAAAGAGUUCCUCGAGAGCCUCACGCGCGAGGAGGUGCAGCAGCUCGAGGCCAUGGUCCGCAGCGACCACAUCUACUCGCGCCUCGUGUCGAGCAUCGCGCCGACCGUGUACGGCCACGAGAUUGUGAAAAAGGGCAUCCUCCUGCAGCUCAUGGGCGGCGUGCACAAGCAGACGCCCGAGGGCAUGCACCUGCGCGGCGACCUCAACGUGUGCAUCGUCGGCGACCCGUCCGUCUCCAAGUCGCAGUUCCUCAAGUACGUGUGCGGCUUCCUGCCUCGCGCCGUCUACACGUCGGGCAAGGCCUCGUCGGCGGCGGGUCUGACGGCCGCCGUCGUCAAGGACGAGGAGACGGGCGAGUUCACGAUCGAGGCCGGCGCGCUCAUGCUCGCCGACAACGGCAUCUGCGCCAUCGACGAGUUCGACAAGAUGGACAUCUCGGACCAGGUCGCCAUCCACGAGGCCAUGGAGCAGCAAACCAUCUCGAUCGCCAAGGCGGGCAUCCAGGCGACGCUCAACGCGCGCACGUCGAUCCUCGCUGCCGCCAACCCUGUCGGCGGCCGGUACAACAAGAAGAUGAGCCUGCGCGCCAACGUCGCCAUGUCGGCGCCCAUUAUGUCGCGCUUUGACCUCUUCUUCGUCAUCCUCGACGAGUGCAACCCGGACGUCGACCUCAAGCUCGCGUCGCACAUCGUCAACGUCCACAUGCACCGCAACGCCGCCAUCAACCCCGAGUUCUCGACCGACGACCUGCAGCGCUACAUCCGCUACGCGCGCACCUUCAACCCCAAGUUGACGCCGGCGGCGUCCAAGCAGCUCGUCAUCCUGUACGGCAAGCUGCGCAGCGAGGACGCGCAAGGGUACGGCCGCAGCUCGUACCGCGUCACGGUCCGUCAGCUCGAGAGCAUGGUCCGCCUCAGCGAGGCCAUCGCGCGCGCCAACUGCACCGAGGAGAUCACGGUGCCGUUCGUGCAGGAGGCGUACAACCUGUUGAGCCAGUCGAUCAUCCACGUCGAGAAGGACGACGUCGACAUCGACUCGGACUCGGACGACGAGGGCGGUCUCGACGGCGCCAACGGCGGCGGCGGCGACGGCGACAACGAUGGCGACGACGUCGGUGCCGAUGCGCCGUCGCCCGGCGCUCGUGCGCGCACGGCGUCGGCGACGCCCGGUCCGGGCCAGGACGCAGCGGCGGCGGCGGCGGCCAAGAAGCCCAAGGUGUCGAUCACGUACGACAGGUACAUGCAGAUGAUGCAGCGCAUCGUCUACAUGGUGUCGGAGCACGAGUCGGCGACCGGGUCGGGCAUGCCCCGGAGCGAGGUCGUCCAGGCGUACCUCGACGGCGUCGAGGAGCAGCUCGGCACGAUCGAGCAGCUCGAGCACGAGACGCAGCUCGUCGAAAAGGUCCUGACCAAGCUCGUCAAGGAGCGGUACCUGCUCGAGCUG
Molecule: messenger RNA, 2421 nt
Organism: Rhodotorula graminis WP1
Lineage: Eukaryota; Fungi; Basidiomycota; Microbotryomycetes; Sporidiobolales; Sporidiobolaceae
Exons: 6
Biological process (GO): double-strand break repair via break-induced replication; DNA replication initiation; mitotic DNA replication
Cellular component (GO): MCM complex; nucleus
Molecular function (GO): ATP binding; single-stranded DNA binding; single-stranded 3'-5' DNA helicase activity
Source: RefSeq, a predicted model, not a curated record